AACGAACGAUAUUCCCCGGAAAUUGAAGCGAGUAACGCCCCAUUCAGAUUGCAGUACUGUCGUCGUAUUUGACUCGUGUAAAAUGCUGAGAUGUCUCUCGAAACCAUCAUCACUCUGUCUCUGUUUCCUAGGAUGCACCAAUUUCUCCUCUCUGGCCCAGAAGCGUAAUUGCUUCUGGGCAUCAUCUCAUUUCACCCUUCUUCUCGCUCAAAGGCUACCACUUUCCUCAGGCAACAGCAUUCGAUUUCGAGUUAAUUGCCCUGUAGUAGUCAUCAGGCCCAUGUCCAUGUCAACCAGUGUAUGGUCUCCUGCAACUGAGGAAGUGGGGCAAUUGAAGCUCCUGAGUUCCGUGAAUGAUGAUUAUGGUGGGGUCAUUGCCGAGCUGAAAGAGCCCAUGGAGCCUAUCGCCUUUCUUUCUGUGCUGAGAGCUUCAAUCUCUCAUUGGAAGGAGCAGGGUAAGAAGGGUGUGUGGAUCAAAGUACCAAUUGAAUUUGUCAGUCUCGUUGAAACUGCUGUCAAGGAAGGAUUUUGGUUUCACCAUGCUGAGCCAAAUUAUUUGAUGCUUGCAUAUUGGAUUCCACAAAGUGCUCAUACCAUUCCAGCUAAUGCAACACAUAGAGUCGGUAUUGGAGCAGUUGUCAUGAAUGAGAAUAAUGAGGUGCUUGUUGUCCAGGAAAAGACAGGAAAAUUCCAAGGAACUGGUGUUUGGAAGUUUCCAACCGGGGUUGUUGAUGAGGGUGAAGAUAUUUGCGUGGCUGCAAUAAGGGAAGUUAAAGAAGAGACUGGAAUUAAUUCUGAAUUCGUAGAAGUCCUGGCAUUCAGGCAAAGUCAUCAAUCAUUUUUUCAGAAGUCGGAUUUAUUCUUUGUGUGCAUGCUGCGGCCCCUGUCGCAUGACAUCAAGAUGCAGGAUGUAGAGAUUGAAGCUGCUCGGUGGAUGCCCUUUGACGAAUACGCAGCUCAACCAUUCAAUCAAAAGCAUGAGCUUCUCAAGUACAUAAUUGACAUUUGCUCAGCAAAGAAAGACGGGAAGUAUAUUGGCUUCGCUCCAGUCCCAACUGCAUCGAGUUUCUCGACCGAGAAGAGCUUCUUGUAUUUGAACAAUCAUAGCCUGAGGCAGCGACAAUAAUCUUUUAACCCGUUAAACUAUAUCCAGUCCAUUAUUUUGCAUUAAAUUCAUUAAAUGGGUCGGGUCCUGCUAUUGGUGACAGUGGAGAUGAUUUUGUAAUUGGUGUAGAUUCGCUUUAUAAUAAAUUUAUAAAUGUAACUCACUCUCUACCAUGGGAACCGUGUCUGCUGUUUUGUUUAGAAAUGCCAUUUCAGAACUCAGCUAA
This is a messenger RNA of Punica granatum (pomegranate), 1331 nucleotides long. NCBI's taxonomy places the organism in Eukaryota, Viridiplantae, Streptophyta, Magnoliopsida, Myrtales, Lythraceae. The record is from RefSeq and is a predicted model, not a curated record.